Messenger RNA from Benincasa hispida (wax gourd), 591 nucleotides. RefSeq lists its product as uncharacterized. The record is from RefSeq and is a predicted model, not a curated record. NCBI's taxonomy places the organism in Eukaryota, Viridiplantae, Streptophyta, Magnoliopsida, Cucurbitales, Cucurbitaceae.
CAAAUUUCAAUUCAACCAACACAAAUUGAAAUCCAAGAAGCAAAUUAUCGAGACUUUUUAGAGAAAAACAACAAAAUGAGCUCUUCAACAAGAACUUUGGUUGUAGCGGCCACCGUCGGCGUCGUGGAGGCCCUCAAGGAUCAAGGAAUUUGCCGGUGGAAUCAUCUCUUAAGGUCGACUCACCACUAUGCCAGAAACCAUGUCCGGUCUAUUUCUCAAGCUAAGAAGCUUUCCUCCACCGUGCCUUCCGCCAACCACCUCCGACGGUCGGAGGAAUCUCUAAGGACGGUCAUGUAUCUCAGCUGUUGGGGUCCUAAUAACUGAACCCAACACACCGUCGAUCGAUUAUUCCGGUUGGACCGGUGGCGGUUCAACUUUAGGAUCGUGAUUGUAAUUAAUGGGAGACGUUUGGGUUGGGCGGUCUGAUUUUUUUGAAGGAUUGUAAAAGCAAUUCCCUUCUUAAUUAUUUAACAAAUUGGAAUUAGAUGGCCUUUUCACCGCAUUAAUUAAUUUCUGUUGCACUUGCACAUUAAUGAUUUUGUUGAUUGAAAUUGCAAUUAAUGAUUAAUGGAGGCUUUGGGCUUGGGAGUA